This is a messenger RNA of Grus americana (Whooping crane), 2516 nucleotides long. RefSeq names its product killer cell lectin-like receptor subfamily B member 1A. Bases 1131 to 1841 code for a protein of 236 amino acids. NCBI's taxonomy places the organism in Eukaryota, Metazoa, Chordata, Aves, Gruiformes, Gruidae. The transcript has 6 exons. The record is from RefSeq and is a predicted model, not a curated record.
CCAGGUUAACGAGGCUCACAUUGCAAGUCUGGAGUGGUUUUGCUCUCUAGAGAAACCCCUUUCUCCUAGAUGGGAAUAAAUACCUGAUGUUUGGAUGGGUCAGUAGGUCCAGAAGCAUCUGCCUGCUCUUCUGGCAGGCUGGCUCUUGCCUCGCUGGGGUUGGAAGAUCCUUUUCUGGGGUUUUUCAGCCCGCGUGCAGAAAGAGAUGAGCAGGUCUGCCAAACCAACCACUAAAUGUCACCCGGUGCCUUUGUAGCUCUGUUUUCUAUAACUUUGGGGUUGUGUUUCCUUUCCCACCUUUCCUGCCCUCCAAUUAGUUUAGUCGCAUCCCGGUUUCCAAAGGGACAAUCUGAGUGUCUCUUGGAAGUGACUUCUUGAAGAGAAGGAGUGAAGGAAGACCAAAUAGAUUUCUUGAGUUGUUUGGAACAUUUUCCGUCCUUUCCCCUCAAAGGGCUCAUUUCUAACCCUUUGUGUCCAAAGAGACUCCCAGGCUUUUUGGCACUUGCUUGCUCCACAGAGCAGAGAAACAGUGGUGUGCUCCAAACCUGGGCUGAAAAAACACUGGGCUUACAGAGAAAUUGGUAACAGGGAGCAGGUGGCGAUGCUGGAAUAGGUUUGGGUGGGGAGUGGCAGUGACCAAGGCUGGAAAACACCUUCCAAGUGCCUGAAGGGAGGAGGUAAGGGUGGAAAGGACCUGGUUUUGUUUUAUUUGCUAAGAAUCACAACUCUGACGAUCCUACUAGGAAUAUUCUGGGAGAUCGCAGAGUUAAAAGUGUCUUGUUUGGGAGACUUUAGUACCUUAGAAGAAUAUGGCUCAGCUUUGAGUAGAAAAGGCUUCUUGCUACUAUCAGAUGUUUCUUCCCUUGAUGUGAGCUCAUUUUCCCUGGCUUAAUUCAGCAGAAGCUACGUCAAGUUUCACUUUUGGGCUGGCCGGCACGUCGAACGCUCUAUUUUGCAAUCUUACUCUGCAUGCCGAGCGUUCGGAGGCUCGCGCUUCUCCUCGCAGACCUCUCACUUGGACAGGAGCUUGCAAAGCUGAGCUGGAGGAGUGAAAAACCUCAGAGAAAUCAGAUUUACUGACUGCUGGGUUGCCACCGUUCGAGCGAGGUGGUCCUCUCACCUCUCCUGCUAUGGCUGGGGAAAUUAUUUAUGCUGACCUGGAUGUUGGUCCCGCAAAACGCUGCAGGGAACAGCAUUCACUUCCUCAGCCCGACAGAUCGGGCUGUCCCCAGCGGUACCGAACUGCUCUCUGGGCCAGCUGUCUCGGAAACCUCCUCCUCGGAGUGGCGGUGUUAGCGAUGGGACUUUGGCUUUCAGUUUUCCACCAGCAGUUGGGGAACUCAGGAAGCCACAGAAACGUGAGCGGGAACGUAGGAGAUGGCAACACCACCCUGGAGAAAGGCUGCUUGGAGCUGAGGAAAAGUCUCUGCUUGUCACAGUUGCAAGAGGGUGAGGGGUGCAAGCUCUGCCCCACGGGCUGGAUGCUGCACGGGAGCAAGUGUUACUGGGUUACCGACAUGAUCAAGUCGUGGAGCAAGAGCCAGGACGACUGCAGGAAUCGGGGGGCCGAGCUGGUGAUGCCGGGGGACCAGGAAGAGCUGGCUUUCCUAAACAAAAUCCUGCAGAAACCCGGACGCUACCUCUGGAUCGGCCUCUCCAUCCCCUCCGCCGGGAAGGGCUGGACCUGGCUGAACGGCUCCCGCCUGGACCAGAGCCGGUUCCCGUUGAGCCCCUGGGAUGAAGGCAGAAGGUGCGGGGUGCUGAGGGGGGACAGAUUCGUCUCCGAAAACUGCAGCUCGGGAUUGCAGGGGAUCUGCCAGAAAGAAGCCACCCAGCUCUGAGCCGGGGGGGCCACAAGCUGGUCUGUGGCCGGGAGAGACGCUCGGGGACGGGCCACGAUCAGGCCCUCGGUGGGGGAAUACGGGAGCUGUUGUGCAACGACCAGAUUAAUAAUGCGCAAAUUAAUAAUGACAUUAGCUGGGCUCUGUUGUGUGGUGUUUUCAAGCAAGUUUGUUAACGGGGGAGGCUGGAAAGUGCAUCCUUCUGUACCAGAUAAACUUCCCGCCCUUGUGCCCGUCCCUUUCUGCCCACCAGCACUUACCCCUGGACCUGCCUCACCCUUCCAGGGCUCCAGGGCACACACCAGGGCCCCCCUCCGACCCCCUGGGGAGGUGCCUUUGGGAUUUCUACCCGUGCCAGCGUCCCCUUCAAUCUUCCUCCUGGACCGUCCUCAUCCUCAGGUUGUGCUUUCACCCCAGGCACAGCACAAGUAACCCAGGAGGUGGCCCGUACCCGGAAGGGACUGACAGACGGCAGAGGAGAGGGAUGCUUGUGGCAGCAUUGCAAAGGCAGAGAGGAAGUGCAGCGGUGAGAGCGUUAGGGUUAAAAAGGAAAAAAAGAGGGCAGGGGAUUAAAAAAAGCAACCCCAAACUAAACCCCUAGCAAGCGAGCUCGCCACAAGGCAGUACUCGGUCCAGAAUCCAAGGAGGGCAAACAGCCGGACCCUACUGAGCUGA